AUGGAAGGGCAGGCAGAAAAAGAAAUUUACGAUGCAAUUAUUCUGGGCACUGGGAUUAAAGAGUCCAUUCUAGCGGGAUUGCUCUCAAAUACAGGGGCUAAAAUUAUGCAAAUGGAUUCAUCCCCUGUUUAUGGGUCUUCCUCAAGAACUAUUCAAUAUACUGACUUUGUGCAGGAAAUGGCAAACAAAUUUCCGAUGCAGUCCCAGUUUGUAAAUAUAUUUGGAGAAAAAGAAGCGUCUAAAAUAUGCAUAGACCUAACUCCAAAGAUAUUUCUAGCAGAUGAGGGCUUAAUUAAAAUUAUUGCAGAGCACAAUCUGGCCCACUGUAUUGAGUUUUCAAUCAUUUCAGAGCAGUACAUUAUAAAAGAUGAAAAGCCAAUUCUUAUUCCAACCACAAAAACAGCAGCACUAACAAGCAAGCUGUGUGGGCCGCUUCAAAUAAUUAAGCUGCACCGGUUUGUGAGUAUGAUUAAAGGAUUCUACAAUGCGGAGAGCAGAGAAAAGCAGUCUAUGGCCGCGCAGUGGGAAACUGUGCACGAUUUGUAUGAGUACUAUGGAAUAUCACAUUCACUUAGAUCCAUAAUUGGGCACGGAAUAGCACUGUACACAUCAGAUGAGUAUUUGAAAAGCGAGCCGUCUGAGUUUAUACACAGGCUUACCACAUACUUUAGAAGUGUAGCAAGAAUAAAUGGGGAAAAGACAGGAGGAAACUCGCCCUUUUUAUACCCAAAGUAUGGAAUAAGCGAAAUAUCCCAGGGAUUUGCAAGACUGUCUGCAGUAAAAGGAGGAGUAACCAGGAUGGGAACAGAGAUACUUAAAAUGGAUAUGAAGAACGGUGCACACAUUCUUGAUAUAAAAACAGACGGACAGAAAGACACUGUGUAUACCAAAUUCAUUAUUGCAAAUGACCAAUACUAUGCAACUGUUCCAGAUGUCAAUACCAAGAAGGUAUGCACGCUUAGGGGGGUGUACAUACUUAAAGCUCUGCCAAACUCCAGGAGCAAGCAGGCGAUGCUUGCGCUGCCAGGGCAUCCUGGUAUUUUCCUUCUAGUAAUAGGGAAAGACGAAGAAAUGUGUCCAGAGGGGUAUUCUAUAGCAUACAUAACAGCAGAGUACAGUGGAACAGAAGAAGAGAUAGAGAGCAUAAAGAGCUCAUACGAAAUACCGUAUUCUCUUAAAGAGAUAGUUGCACCCGCUGUGAAUCAGCUAUAUGCAUGGAAGUAUUCGAUUAUGCAGCAAUUUGUAUGGAUAGACGAGGCAUCUGAGGGGAUUACUGAUUUAAUCGAUAAAAAUGUAAUUUCUCUUAAGCCGAUGGACAAUACUGUUGACUUUAGAACUGUGCUAGCAGAAGUAGAGGAUGUGUACAGUUUAUUUUCCAGCACAAUAAAGAUGUAGCCAGCCAUACUAGUUUAAACCCAAACUGUUGCUAGAAGCUACUAUGCCUGUGGUUAUAUAGCAG
Molecule: messenger RNA, 1459 nt
Organism: Nematocida parisii ERTm1
Lineage: Eukaryota; Fungi; Microsporidia
Exons: 1
Coding region: 1-1395 (464 amino acids)
Biological process (GO): protein transport; vesicle-mediated transport; small GTPase-mediated signal transduction
Cellular component (GO): cytoplasm
Molecular function (GO): Rab GDP-dissociation inhibitor activity
Source: RefSeq, a predicted model, not a curated record